UUAGCUAUAUACUAUCUUAUAGUCUCUUGUAAGUUUGUGACUUUUCUUAUAAAAAUGGCUGGUGUUGAAGAUCAAGUUAGUUCUUUACCCAACUCGUUACCGAUAACGCCACGGACAGCUCCAAUGUUUCAUCAUGAUGAUCAAUUCGGCUCUGUACCCAUAACUCCACGAACGGCGUCUGUAGCACAAACGCCGUCUAUACUAUCAUUACCCAUAACUCCACGGACGGCUCGAACGCCGUCGAUAGUAUCGUUACCUCCUUCACAGUUUCACUCGCCAUCUCUUUCUCGAUCUCCGUUACUUCUCACGGGAGAUCAUGCUACAAAUAAACCCGUUAAAACUCCAAGGUCACGUGGAUUAACCCCGCGUUUCAUCACUCCUUUGGGUAGUCCUCUUAGAAAGGCCCUUAAAAUGACAAGAUUGGAUCCGCAAGACGCGUGGUUACCAAUCACCGAGUCCAGAAAUGGAAACGCAUUCUACGCUGCCUUUCAUACUCUUUGUUCUGGGAUUGGUAUUCAAGCUCUUGUUCUGCCUGUUGCUUUUACCAUACUUGGCUGGGCUUGGGGUAUUAUUGGCUUAACGGUUGCAUUUGUAUGGCAGCUCUACACUCUUUAUUUAAUGGUUCACCUUCAUGAAAAUCAUGAAACAGGACUACGUUACAGUAGAUACUUGCAACUGGCAUGCGCAACUUUUGGUGAGAAAUUAGGGAAACUAAGCUCAGCGUUUCCACUGGGUUAUCUGUCAGCGGGGACAUGUUGCGCGUUGAUUAUUAUAGGCGGCUCAACAGCGAAGCUAUUAUAUGAGACUUUAUGUGGGGCAACAUGUAGUAAUCCGAAGCCAUUGACUGUUGUUGAAUGGUACUUGGUGUUUACAUGUGUUGCAGUGGUUUUAGCUCAGUUGCCAAAUUUGAAUUCAAUAGCUGGAAUAUCUCUAAUUGGUGCGCUUACAGCCGUUGGAUAUUGUACAGCACUAUGGACGGUUUCAGUUGCUGAGGGUAGGCUACCUAAUGUCUCUUAUGAACCUGUCCGAAAGGGAAGCCAAGUUAAUAAGAUAUUUGAUCUUCUUAAUGCUUUUGGCAUUAUUGCUUUUGCUUUCAGAGGCCACAAUCUCAUACUUGAGAUUCAGGCGACAAUGCCUUCGAGUGAGAAGCACCCAUCGCAAGUGCCUAUGUGGAGGGGUGUGCAAUUCGCAUAUCUACUCAUAGCAAUGUGCCUAUUCCCUCUUGCAGUUGGUGGCUACUGGGCUUAUGGUCAUUUGAUUCCAGCAAACGGGAGUGUGUUAACGGCAUUAUUUGCAUUCCAUAGCCAAGAUGUUUCGCGAUCUGUAUUAGCUUUAAUAAGUAUUUUUGUGAUAAUAAAUGCGGUGAGCUCAUUCCAACUGUACGGAAUGCCAAUGUUUGACGAUAUGGAAUCAGCUUACACAACAAGGUGCAAAAAAGCAUGCCCGUGGUGGCUCCGUUCGAUAUUCAGGGCAAUCUUCGGGUUCGUGUGCUUCUUCAUUGCGGUGGCUCUUCCAUUUUUGGGUAGCUUUACUGGGCUUAUUGGAGGAAUUGCUCUGCCUAUUACAUUUGCUCAUCCAUGUUUUAUGUGGCUUAAAGUGAAGAAGCCCAAAAAGUACUCUCUAAGUUGGUGGGUAAAUUGGGGACUUGGGCUUUUGGGAAUGGCCUUAAGUGGGAUUUUGAUUGCUGCUGGUUUGUAUGUGGUUAUUGACACUGGUGUUAAAAUUAGCUUCUUCAAUCCUCAGUAACUAGUAUGAACAUGCGAAAUUAAUAGUACUGAAAAGGUUGGUUUGAACAACAAUUUAAUUUAUUGUUAUCUUACUUUGAGUUGGUAGAUUUUAUUGUACUUCUUUAUGGAAUUUCAAGGAAUAAAUUAGUAAAGAAUUUCUUGAUUCCAAAUGGGCAUGUUUUUUGAAUA
Messenger RNA from Solanum tuberosum (potato), 1916 nucleotides. RefSeq names its product lysine histidine transporter-like 8. The record is from RefSeq and is a predicted model, not a curated record. Lineage: Eukaryota; Viridiplantae; Streptophyta; Magnoliopsida; Solanales; Solanaceae. The coding region runs from base 55 to 1746 and encodes 563 amino acids. The transcript is spliced from 6 exons.